GGGAGGGACAUCACUUUUUGCAGGCGGCCACCACCACAACUCAUUCCACCGGUCCGCUCUCGGGAACUCGCUCAAAAUGUCUCUUUCGAUACCCAGUGCCCCCAACUCGGGGCUUUUCAAGCAGGGUUACCAGAACUACGAUGCUGAAGAUGGCGCCGUCAUCCGCAACAUUGAAGCCUGCCGGACGAUUACCCAGACGGUCCAGACGUCGCUGGGCCCCUAUGGCCGCAACAAGAUCGUGAUCAACCACCUGCAAAAGAUGAUCCUUACUUCUGAUGCUGCCACGAUAUUACGGGAGCUGGAGGUCGUUCACCCCGCCGCGAAGCUGCUGGUUAUGGCUUCCCAGCAGCAGGAGGCCGAGAUGGGCGAUGCGACGAACCUGGUCAUAGUGCUGGCGGGCGAGCUUCUGAAGAAGGCCGAGGAGCUGCUGCGCAUGGGCCUCAAGACGAGCGACAUCGUCCAGGGCUACGAGAAGGCACAGAACGAGACGCUGAAGGUGCUGGAGGAGCUCACGGUGGACAAGGUCGAGGACAUGAGGUCGCAAGCCGAGCUCAGCAAGGCCAUCCGCACGGUCAUUGCCGCGAAGCAAUCGGGCACUGAGGACAUCCUCGCCGACAUGGUUGCGGAGGCCGUCCUCGCCGUGCUCCCCAAGAACCCCGUCAACUUCAACGUCGACAACAUCCGCGUGGUCAAGAUCAUGGGUGGUAGUCUGGAGCAGAGCAGGGUGGUCAAGGGUAUGGUGUUCGGCCGUGAGCCUAGCGGUAGCGUCAAGAAGGCCGAGAAGGCUAAGGUGGGUGUCUACUCGUGCCCCAUCGACAUCAGCCAGACGGAGACCAAGGGCACGGUCCUGCUUCACAACGCAAAGGAGAUGUUGGACUUCACCAAGGGCGAGGAGGCUCAAAUCGAGACUGCCAUCAAGGAACUGCACGACUCUGGCCUGCGCGUCAUUGUCGCUGGAGCCACCGUCGGCGAGCUCGCCAUGCACUACCUCAACCGCUACGGCAUCCUGGUCAUCAAGGUUCUGUCCAAGUUCGAGCUCCGCCGCCUGUGCCGCGUCGUUGGUGCCACUCCCCUUGCCCGCCUGGGUGCGCCCAUGCCCGAGGAGAUGGGCUCGGUCGAUGUUGUGGAGACGCUCGAGAUUGGCGGUGACCGUGUCACCGUCUUCCGCCAGGAGAACGAGCAGACGCGCACGGCGACGCUCGUCCUGCGCGGCGCCACUCAGAACCACCUGGACGACAUUGAGCGCGCCGUCGAUGACGGUGUCAACGUUGUCAAGGCCAUCACGCGCGACCCGCGCCUGCUGCCAGGUGCCGGAGCGACGGAGAUGCAGCUCAUCGAGCAGGUGACGGCGAUUGGCGAGAAGACGCCCGGCCUCUCGCAGUACGCGAUCAAGAAGUACGGCGAGGCGUUCGAGGUGAUUCCGCGCACGCUGGCCGAGUCGGCGGGCCUGGACGCGACGGAGGUGCUGUCACGGCUGUACACGGCGCACGCGGCGUCGGCCAAGGGCAAGGAGGCGGGCGAGGUGUACUGGAAGAUGGGCGUGGACAUUGAGAACGAGGACAAGACGGGCGUGCGGGACGCCGUCGACGAGGGCAUCCUCGACCUGCUCGUCAGCAAGCAGUGGGCCAUUAAGCUGGCGACGGAGGCGGCGCGCACGGUGCUCAGCGUCGACCAGAUCAUCGUGGCCAGGCAAGCCGGCGGCCCUAAGCCCCCUGGCCCCAAUCCCAACUGGGAUGAGGACUAGAUGCAUGCGCAGGCAUAGAUGGGGUAUGCAUGCAUGCUUUGAUGAUGGGAUAGGAUAGGAUAGGUACGCUAGAAUGGGCACGCACGCUUGCUUGGCGCUUGCUCGCUGGAAAACGUGUAUGUAGGUAGCCGCUGAUGUCAUGUCUAAUCCUUGGUUACUGCAGUACCUACCUAUGUACGAGUGCGUGAG
This is a messenger RNA of Aplosporella prunicola CBS 121167, 1933 nucleotides long. RefSeq lists its product as uncharacterized. Bases 77 to 1744 code for a protein of 555 amino acids. Gene Ontology annotation, biological process: protein folding. NCBI's taxonomy places the organism in Eukaryota, Fungi, Ascomycota, Dothideomycetes, Botryosphaeriales, Aplosporellaceae. The record is from RefSeq and is a predicted model, not a curated record. Gene Ontology annotation, molecular function: ATP-dependent protein folding chaperone; ATP binding; ATP hydrolysis activity. Gene Ontology annotation, cellular component: chaperonin-containing T-complex. The transcript has 3 exons.